Messenger RNA from Panicum virgatum (switchgrass), 2229 nucleotides. RefSeq lists its product as uncharacterized. The coding region runs from base 1 to 2229 and encodes 742 amino acids. The record is from RefSeq and is a predicted model, not a curated record. The transcript has a single exon. NCBI's taxonomy places the organism in Eukaryota, Viridiplantae, Streptophyta, Magnoliopsida, Poales, Poaceae.
AUGACGCGGCACUUGUCUGCCCGGAAUGUCACCAAUGCCGCCAUUGCGUGGGCGGCCAGCCCGGUGGGCCUCCUGGUCCGCAUGGAGGUGCUGGUCACAGUCAGCUGUGCCCUUCUUGCGACGCUUGUCUUCCUCGGCUCCGGCCGCCGCACCAGCCGCAGCGCCGCCUUCCGCUUCGUUGUCUGGCUGGCGCUGAUGCUGUGCUACCCGGCGGUCUCCUACACCAUCGGGCUGAUGCAGUCGGGCUCCUUCCGGAACGACCUGGUCGUCGUGUGGGCCUGCUUCCUGCUCGGCUGCGCCGACGGCAUCUUCGCGUGCAGCGUCGACGACUCCGACCAACAGGCCCGCACCAUGCUCAACCAGGCCACGCAAGCCAUCUACGUUCUGCUCCUCCUCCUUUCGUACAUCAGCUCCCUGGAGCUGCAGCUGCUGCUCCUCCUGCUGCUGCUCUGGGUUCUGAACGUCGCCAAGCUCGGGAUGCGCCUGUGGGACCGGCUCUCAGCUGGCCGGGAGCGCGUCCUCACCGCCAGCAACUGGCUCAUCUCCAAGCACAUGGGGCACGAGCACGUGAGAAGCAUCUGGGAUUUCGAUCCUGCCACCAUGAAGGGAUACAAGUACGUGGUGCUCGGCGAGAAGGACGUAAAGGACGGCUGCGCAGAGUACACGCUGGAGGAUGUCACCGCCGACGACAUCAUCACGGUGGACAGAGUCUGGCAGCACGAGGCGGGGAAUGGGAGCCUGCUAGGCAAGGACAGCACUGUCUCACGCAGGCUCAAGGAUAGGUGCCUUUCCUUUGCACUGUUCAAGCUGCUCCUGCGACGCCUCAGCCGGAACCCACUCCAGGAGUGUGAUGACAUCCGGACGCUGGUCUUCGUCCGAAGGGGCCUCGCCGGCGGGGACUCAAGCGAAGAUUACGGGAGGAUGUACCGGGUGAUCGAAGUGGAGCUGGGCUUUCUCUUCGACUUCUUCUACGCACGGUACCCGGCGCCGAAGCAGUCUCUGAUCCCAGAAACAGUCACCUUUGUGGCAGGCGUGGCGCUGGGCCUGUCCACUCUCCUGUCCCCGGCGUUGCUGCGCUACCGUAGCCCCCAGGCGGGCAACAGGAGCAGGAGCUUGGUCACAACAGGCGUCGACAUCUGGCUGACAAGAUUUGUGAUAGCCCUGUUCGUGGUCCUGCAGCUAUUUCAGUACCUGUCACUUAUUUUGUCUGACUGGCACAAAGUGAAGAUGCUGUGCCGAUACCUACGCAAACCUUCGUGGCAGGGGCACCCCAUCAUGGAGAAGCUUCUGUGGCUGAUGUUCCGUGCGACGCUGACAACAAGUUACUGGAGCAACUCCAUGGGGCAGUACUCCCUCUUACAUGCCUGUCUUCAGAACGAGCGCUUCUGCCUCGCGCACAUGCCGCUGCACAAGUGGAUCAGGGGCUCCCUGAAUCAAACAAGGACGGUAAGUCGCCGGAACCUGCCUGUCACGGUGAAGCGCGCCAUCCACCUGUUGCUCCGGUCGGAGUGGCUGGCCAAUCUCAAGUACGGCGACCGCACGCUGCAGAGGAACAACAUGCUACAGGACCUGGAUUGGUCGACCUCAAGGUACAAGCACGGCGCCGUGGGAAGCAUCCUUGUCUGGCACAUCGCAACCACAAUUUGCAGCGCCAAGAAUUCGAAGCUGUCCCAGCAGCCGGCCACUGUUAGCGGCCAGUCACGGCGGCGCCCAGCUACAGACAGUAGUAACGACAGCCGCACCAUCGCCGACAACCGCGAGGUGGCCACCAAGCUCUCCAACUACUGCGCCUACCUGCUGUUCCAAGCGCCGGAGCUGGUGACGGACCAGAUAUAUGAUGUACGGCUGUUGAUGGAAGCCCUGCAGCUAAGAGUGCAGAGAUUCCUCAAACUCAAUGGCUGCCGUUCCAAGGAUGACAUGUUCAACAAGUUGUCCAGUUCCGAAUCCCUCGAACUGGAGCAGGAGGGUAGUGGGUAUGAAAAGGCUAUCCUGGUCGAUGGCGUAAAGCUUGGCGAUCAACUAUCAAACGAGGUCGCCGACGAGGUGGCGCGGUGGAAAUUGCUAUCCGAGAUGUGGGUAGAGUUGCUGCUGAGUGUUGCUCCCUCGGAUAACGUGACGGCGCACGUCAAGAAGCUCGCCACCGGCGGCGAACUUAUCACACACCUCUGGGCUUUGUCGACACACGGGGGGAUGAUCGAGAAGCCAACAAAACCCUACUAUGGCUCAUGA